Messenger RNA from Vollenhovia emeryi, 1379 nucleotides. RefSeq lists its product as uncharacterized. The record is from RefSeq and is a predicted model, not a curated record. NCBI's taxonomy places the organism in Eukaryota, Metazoa, Arthropoda, Insecta, Hymenoptera, Formicidae. The coding region runs from base 299 to 1240 and encodes 313 amino acids. The transcript is spliced from 6 exons.
CGGUUCAUGUAUGUGUAAGGUCUGUGACUAUAAUCACGGCCAUUACAAGGAGUCUGGAUAAGAGGUUGAGUGUUAACAUUGUAGAUUAAAAAGUACGAAGUAUGUAGAUCAGAGCGUUGAUACUGUUUCGAGAAUAUCGGAAUAAGAGUUCAAAGAAUAUUUCUUUGGUGGAAACUUAAAAACACCAUUGUAUAUAAUACUGUGCUGCAUAAAUAAUCUUAGUGUAGAAUGCAACUACUACAUUAAUCUGGAGAAAGAACAGUUAAUCUACAUACGUUUUGGAAUAUUUUAAGUGAAAAUGGUUGGAUAUUGUUAUGUUUGCAAAUCAUCAGGACAGAAAGAUGAUGUAUCCAUUCAUCGGCUACCAAAAGAUAUGGAAACUAGAACAAGAUGGAUGGAAUUUUUCGGCCAAAAAAUAGGUGCAUCUGGCGGUAUUUGUAGUCAACACUUUAAACCAACUGAUUUUGUAUACAAAUCGUAUGGAAACAUCUUUAGGAGAUGUCUUAAACCUGGAGCAUGUCCAUCUCUGUUACCGAGAUUACAAACUGUCAGAAAUUAUGUUGAACUAGUUGAAAAUAAUUGCUUACCAUUAAAAAUUGAAAGUGACAUUAAUCGAGAAAGAGAUAUGCCAAUAAAUAAAGAAAUUCAAAAAUGCAUAAUUGUAGAUGAAAUGAAUAAUUCAGAGAAUUCAAUGAAUACUCAAUUUAAUAGAGAAACUGAUGAUCCAUUACCCAUUACAGAAGUUGAUGUUAAUGAUAUUAACUUAAAAGCAAGUAUAUUGCAAAAUGAGAGUGAAGAAUCCUUAUUGUUAGAUGUAGAUGAAACAGAUAUAAUAGAUGUAGAAUUCAACAGAGAAACAGAUGACCCUUUAGCCGUAACAGAACAUAACACUAAUCUAGCAACAUGUGCGCUAUUAGGAAAUAGAAGACAGAAAUUCGUAAACAUAGCUGACCUGAAAACUUCAACAAAUUCAGCAAAUAAUCAAUUGAAAAGAAAAACAAAUGUUUCCUUGACUACGUAUCCUGGAAAACGCUUUUACAAUCCAAGAUACAUUGACGAUCUACAUCGAGAAGAUUUUGUUUCAGAUAAAUCUUGGUUUUUGUUCCAAGAUUAUACUAAAAAAACAAAAGCAAAAGUAAAAUCUUUAAAGUGCAAAAAUACAUAUUUAAAUAAAAAGGUUAUUAAACUGCAAAACCAGUUACAUGAUUUUGCAGAGAUUAUUCGCGCACAACAAACAUGAUACAUAAAACAUUCUAAAUUAGUUUAAAAAAAGAGGAGAGUCCAUGAUUAGUGUUGAAAGCUUCAAAAACAUUUGUUUAACUUGAAUUACAUAAUUGUAAUACUUCUUCCAAAAAAGAAACGGUUCUGAUGUUUUAAAA